AGCUAGUCAGUUACAAAGUUUCCUUUUUACUCUCUCUCUCUUUCUUCUUCCCGAUCUUUUGCCAAUACAGGAAGAUGGUUCGCAAACUACCAACGAGAUCUUCUUCUUCGUUCUUCCUCCAGUUAUAUCAGGUCGUCAAUGACCGUUCGUCUGAUCCGAUCAUCUCUUGGAGCAAAAGCAACAACCACAGUUUCGUCGUUUGGGACUUGAAAAAGCUUCACAUUCUUCUCAAAUCCUCCUCUGUAUUGGGCAGAACCUUAACAGCGUUUUGGGUAAAAUUGAGCUCUAAUGGCUUUCGAAGUGUAGAAAAAGGUCCUGGGGUGUUUGAGUUUGAACAUGAUGAUUUCGCCAGAGGCCCUCUGAUGAAGAAGAUGAUGGUCAAACCCUUGUCGGAGAGGAUUGAGACAGAGAAGAUGAUGGUCAAAGCCUUGUCGGAGAGGAUUGAGAGGUUCGAUGCUCAAAUCAAAAUCAUAAAGUGUAGACUCAAAGCCAAGAAAGCUUCCCUCAAUGUUGAGACUCUCUUUCAAAACUUACGUAUCUGAUCAACCAAGAAAAAAAAUUCAAGAAAAUCUCCAAAUCAAGAAAAGGCUAGAGAAUCUCUUACUGAUCUGAUCAAAGCUGAUAUAUUAAAC
Molecule: messenger RNA, 632 nt
Organism: Raphanus sativus (radish)
Lineage: Eukaryota; Viridiplantae; Streptophyta; Magnoliopsida; Brassicales; Brassicaceae
Product: heat stress transcription factor A-6a
Exons: 1
Coding region: 75-542 (155 amino acids)
Biological process (GO): regulation of transcription by RNA polymerase II
Cellular component (GO): nucleus
Molecular function (GO): DNA-binding transcription factor activity; RNA polymerase II cis-regulatory region sequence-specific DNA binding
Source: RefSeq, a predicted model, not a curated record